CCGCUUCCUAACGGGGCGUCUGCCAUCCUUGAAUUUUUCACUUCACCCCCUCCCCCUCUCCUGACUCUUUCUGGUUUGUCCCUCCCUGUUUGUCCUACGUGCCAAAACUGCUCGGCAGCGGGUCUUGUUGAAACUCUGUCCUAUUUUCUAACCCUCCCGAGGAUAGGAUACCGGUAUCAUAUCAUACCGUGGCCUUACUUAAGGGUCGUCAUCAACUCAUCUUGAGUCACUUACCGUAGCCUCAAAAGAUUAGCAGAGAGCGCCCACGGACACACCUCAUAUUUUCUCUUCUCCCCUAUCCCUCGACAAAGCGGCCACGGUGCUGCACAAAUUUCGACGGGACUCAAAGGACCCGAGACAUCAAACCUUUAUCUACCUAUCGCUGCCCUCUUUUAUCCUGCUCGAGUACAGAAAUGACUUCUGUCACUACUAUGAGCCAACAAAAUCCUUGGUUGGAUAGCCAUAUAUCCCAACAACCCCGCCUUGGCCCAGACCACGUCCGCCGUCGAAGGCUAAGUUCCGGUCAUCGUCCUCCGGGAUCUUUCAAACAACCGUGGCCAGAGCACACGAUGGCUUCACCUAAUACUCACGAAGAUGGCAGGGAUCGACCCUCUCCUCGCCGUAAUCCUCACGCUCGUUCUUGCUCUUAUAAUACUGGUAUUCCCAGAAUGGACAGGGUCAAACUUCAGGGCCCUCCUCCUCCUCCUCCCUACUCGUCACACAAGUCUCGACGCCGGGCGAGUUCCAUUCCUGGUCCGGAUACUAUCGAUCGAUUAGACAAUGGAGUUUUUGGCCUCUAUUAUCAUCAUGAAGGACCUUACGACUCUACACUACUAGCUAGACAGAACGGACCUAGACCACCUGUCGAGGCCCUACGUGAGAGCAAUGCUGCUGCAUUGGCUGCUACUCCCAUGGCCAACAUAAUCGAUUCCUUGGAAAAACACAAACCUUUGCAAGGAACGGCUAUGAUGGCACCGGGAACAGAACUGCCCAAUGGCGAAUUUAUUGGUGACUACGAAGAGUACGACAUGAUGCGUCAAGGGCAUGGGGGUAACUACAGACGAUACCCUGGCUUUAAUUACCUCAAGGAAGACCUCAAGGGUAAGGGUGAGCCGGGAUAUACCCAAGACAUCUUAGACAAGAAGCGGAAGGCCAAGGGCAAAAUGCCUCAGUCGGAACCUCAAGGCGUAUACCAUCAGAUGGUGCCUCAAUCGACUUCCGGCAAGCCUGUUGGAGUUACCCGCGAGAGAUCUAGCAGCGCCUUGCCUCUAACCACUUCCGACAAUCCUGCCUCCCAGACAGAUAGUGGGAACUUUGGGGGGAGCAAAAGCGGUGCUGGCCGGGGUGGCACCUCGAAGGGAUCGCUGAGCUCAAGGUUAAAGAAGAAGUUCAGUUGGGUCCCAAAGAAGGGUUAGCCUUUUCUGGGGGUUUCGGUGUAUCACUCGUUCGCCUCACAGCCUAGGAUGCCAUAUCUCGGGUGGGUUGCAAGUGGUAAUGGCCAAACUGCGCGCCUUCUCGUUCCGGGGGGCUGGGGUUGUGUCUGAGCUGAGUAUUUCUUUUUCACGAGGACAACGGGUUUUUACAUGGACUGCAUGUACCCGUUUUUUCCUUACUUUCUUGGGUAGUGGGGUUUUGGAUAUUAUGAUGUCUUUCCACGAAGCCGGCGAUACGUUGUUGUUCCCUCUCGACCCUGUCGCGUCGUUUUUGUUUCCUUCCCUGAGUGUAUCAUUUUGCAUUUAUCUUGCUCGGGUUGCGGGAUUUUGGCUUUUUUCUUCCUUUAUUUUUUGCUCUCUUUUGUGAUGUGUGACUGUAACGGUAUCACUUGGUUGUACAAUAGAUAGGUUUGUAUUAGGGGUCGAUUUUGAAUCGGGGGCUUGUAUACUCUUGGUUUGAAUAAUGUACUAGUAUCACACAUGCAGGUUUGAUAUAAAUUUGGUUUUAAUGGG
Messenger RNA from Tuber melanosporum (Perigord truffle), 1946 nucleotides. RefSeq lists its product as uncharacterized. Gene Ontology annotation, cellular component: cytoplasm. Lineage: Eukaryota; Fungi; Ascomycota; Pezizomycetes; Pezizales; Tuberaceae. The record is from RefSeq and is a predicted model, not a curated record. Bases 414 to 1415 code for a protein of 333 amino acids. The transcript has 3 exons.